CGACAAACCCGAAGCGAGACGUCCGGUGCUGGCCCCAACAAUCAGCGCGAACGAUGUGUCGGCUUUGCUGAGUAUAAGCGCCUCACCGUCUUCAGACUACGAGCGGGUACGGAUCGGGAAGUGCCCACCGACGCCGCGCUCUAGUCGACCCCGUGAAAGUAUCAAGCUCACGGAGAGGGAGAUGCAGACGCUGAGCUCGGACGAAAUACGAAAGUGGAAGAACGCCAUCGCUGCUCAGCGCGCGCGGGACCACAAGGAGCAGCGGACCAGGGAUCUGGAGGACAUGGUGCGAGAGCUCUGGAAGCGGGUGCAAUAUUUGCAGUCUGUCAUCCAAGCUCUGCACCCCAACGAGGCGCUGGACGACCUGUACAGCCAGUACGAGCCCUACGCGGUCUCGAAGACCAUUAAACCAUUGUUUCGUCGAGCUGAAGACGAGGAGGGCGAGCAGUCACCACCAAAGACUAACAUGAAGGAGUUGGCCUGGCUGCUAGUAGGGCGCUCAAACAACGAUCAGAACCGAUAAGCGUUGAUGACACGGUCGCGCUAUUAACGAAUAAUGCGC
Molecule: messenger RNA, 562 nt
Organism: Phytophthora sojae
Lineage: Eukaryota; Oomycota; Peronosporomycetes; Peronosporales; Peronosporaceae
Exons: 1
Coding region: 182-523 (113 amino acids)
Biological process (GO): regulation of DNA-templated transcription
Molecular function (GO): DNA-binding transcription factor activity
Source: RefSeq, a predicted model, not a curated record